GCGAUGAGGGGGAAAGGGAGAGAAGGGCAGGGGGAAAGGGAGAGAAGGGUAGGGGGAAAGGGAGAGGAGGGCAGGGGGAAAGGGAGAGAAAGGCAGGGGGAAAGGGAGAGAAGGGCAGGGGAAAAGGGAGAGCAGGGCAGGGGGAAAGGGAGAGAAGGGCAGGGGGAAAGGGAGAAGAGGGCAGGGGGAAAGGGAGAGAAGGGCAGGGGGAAAGGGAGAGGAGGGCAGGGGGAAAGGGAGAGGAGGGCAGGGGGAAAGGGAGAGGAGGGCAGGGGGAAGGGGAGAGGAGGGCAGGGGGACAGGGAGAGAAGGGCAGGGGGAAAGGGAGAGCAGGGCAGGGGGAAAGGAGAGAAGGGCAGGGGGAAAGGGAGAGAAGGGCAGGGGGGAAGGGAGAAAGGGGCAGGGAGAAAGGGAGAGGAGGGCAGGGGGAAAGGGAGAAAAGGGCAGGGGGGAAGGGAGAGGAGGGCAGGGGGAAAGGGAGAGCAGGGCAGGGGGAAAGGGAGAGAAGUGCAGGCGGAAAGGGAGAGGAGGGCAGGGGGAAAGGGGGAGGAGGGCAGGGGGAAGGGGAGAGAAGGGCAGGGGGAAAGGGAGAGAAGGUUGGCGGGAAAGGGAGAGCAGGGCAGGGGGAAAGGGAGAGAAGGGCAGGGGGAAAGGGAGAGAAGGGCAGGGGGAAAGGGAGAGAAGGGCAGGGGGAAAGGGAGAGAAGGGCAGGGGGAAAGGGAGAGAAGGGCAGGGGGAAAGGAAGAGAAGGGCAGGGGGAAAGGGAGAGGAGGGCAGGCAUAAAGGGAGAGGAGGGCAGGGGGAAAGGGAGAAAAGGGCA
Messenger RNA from Closterium sp. NIES-67, 820 nucleotides. Lineage: Eukaryota; Viridiplantae; Streptophyta; Zygnematophyceae; Desmidiales; Closteriaceae. The record is from the annotation of a GenBank genome assembly.